Actinia tenebrosa (Australian red waratah sea anemone) is the source of this 4787-nucleotide messenger RNA. RefSeq lists its product as uncharacterized. The record is from RefSeq and is a predicted model, not a curated record. NCBI's taxonomy places the organism in Eukaryota, Metazoa, Cnidaria, Anthozoa, Actiniaria, Actiniidae. Gene Ontology annotation, biological process: pattern specification process. Gene Ontology annotation, molecular function: chromatin binding. Gene Ontology annotation, cellular component: nucleus.
UCAGAGGCUCGCGCCAAAACCAAAUUCUCAAACAGAACUUCAUGAUAUUUUGUUUACAUUUGAGCACUGAUUUUCUUCUAACGAUGCUGGAAUAAAUCUCCGUUAUUCCUGAAUGCAGUUCGGUGUGUCUUAUGGUGGUGAUCUUUGUUUUGAAGUUGUGAUCGUCUUAGAUUGAUAACUUCAUCGCACAUCAGAGGGAGUCUCAACUGAAAUGAUGACAGUGAGUUCCAGCGUAGUAACGACCCAUGAUACCUCAGAAAGAAAAGAUCAAGGGAUUUUUGAUUCAUCAGAUGAUAUCUUGAGCAAGGAACCUCAAGUAAUUCAUGAAACGAGAUCCCAGAAACACGCGAAAGUCAACGGACAACAUGAAGAACACGCGGAAACAAAGGGACCUUCACAUCAACGCUCUGAAAUAUCCACUACUAACAUUCGUGUUUCUAAAAGAAGCACCUCAAGACCUCCAAAAAGACAGAAAAAAUCGAAUUCUCCACCUCAGUCAUCCUUAAAUCAAGAUGGUCAUCAGCCCAUUCAUACUACACCACAACAACAAAAAGGAAAAAAAGUUAAGAGACAGUGGGAAUCAUGGGGUCUUGAGGACAAGAAUGCUUUCUUUGAAGCACUUCAUGAACAUGGGAAAGACUUUGAUAAAAUCCAAGCUCAUUUGUUAGCAAGACAUAAGAGACGUGGAGAUCCUKUGAACCUCAUUAAGAAUAAGGAUCAAGUAAGGCAUUUUUAUUAUCGAACCCUAAAUAAAAUCUCCAAGUAUAUCCCCAAAGACAAGCAGCCAAAUGCAGAAACAGAUCCACACCGAAGAACAGUGCUUGAGCUUGGUGGCUUGACCUGCUAUGGAGAGCUGAGAAAAAAGGGUAUAGGACUUGGAGAAAAAGAUGGCAAAAAGCUCUUUGAGUUAGUAGCAGAUGGAAAGACAUACAUACGAUAUAAGGGACGUACAAAAAAAAUCACACCUCCAACUUGCCGUGCACUGAAAAAGAUUAUAUCUUCUGACAACUUUGAAGCUACUCCACCUCCUAUUCCUUCAAAGAUCAAUGUUGAAUUCUUACCAAGUGAUAAUGCUACUUGGUUAGCAGUUCAACACAUAGCUAAAAACCCUCGAUUGAGGACGACAGUAUCACCUAAGAAACCUCUUCAUAUCAUUCUGGAAUUUCUUAUGAAGAAAUGGCCAGUGAAAUCACCUACUUCCAAAACAAAUGAAGUCCUGUCAAUUUGUAUUAUGAUACCUGUUGGCUUCUUUACAUUAGAAGAAGAAACAAACAAUAUAUCUUGUGAUAACGAGAUUGUAGAAGACACCACAAGUAAUGACACCAUAAAUGUCGAAAAUGAAGCUGAUGCUCUAAAUAAAACGCAGAAUGAAGAUAAGGUUGAUGUCAAUCUUGAAUCUUCAAAGCUUCAAGAACCAAGACUUUCGGAAUUGAAUUCAAUGCAAAGUAAUGCAAAGGAAAGUGCAAGCGCUUCUGUUGCUGGUUCGACAGAAGACUCAACAAAACCUAAGCAAUGGACCCCAGAAAGCUGUGGCAACAUUACUGUUGGUGAUAUCUAUUGCAAGUUGCAGAGACCUGCAAAGUUGAAAUUAGAAUAUUCCUUCCAAGAAGGAAGGGUUUUGRCCACCAAACAUAGUCAUAAUUCCUUGAAAAAACUUGUGGAAGUGGCUAAAAAUGAGUUUCAUAAUUUCAAAAAUCAAGGAAUUGUAGACAUUACUGGCGYGACAAAUGAAAUGCCUGCACCAAGUUCCAAUGCAACAAGAAAUAUGAGGAAUGSUUCAAAAACGACAAACAAGCUUCCAUUCAUACUGCCUUCGAUUGCUCCCCCUGCUCUGCGUCAAGGAAUAUAUCACACAAGGGUAUCUACAGUAAGCACUGUUAUGAACUCAAAACCAACUACUAGCUUUGUAAAUACUCGGAAAAGACCAAGGAAAAAUCAGCUACCUGUCAAUCCACCACAGAAAGUGAUUCAAAGAACUUUGUUACCAAGGCCAGCGAAUGCUUUGCCGAGAGGUGCUGUUGCUGUCUCGUUUAUACCACAACCAGUAGAGUCAAUUGGUUCUGUUCCUUCRCCAAUGUCGGGUGGGGUUCUUGUAAAUGAUGGCAGCUCCAGAAUUACAACUAAUGCAUCCUCACCAAAACCAGCUCAACUAACUCCAGCCGCUAGCCCUGCAUCAACUGUGGCCCAUUCACCAUCACCUGUAUCAUCACCUUCAGCGAACAUUGUACCUAUUACUACAUCUGAAGCCUCAACCAUCAUUACUACUGUACUUGAGACAGGUGUACAGCAACCUGGAGUAACAAGUGAGACCUUGGAUCUGGGGCAUGUACCUGUAACUAACAAUCUCCUGGGCAGUAUUACUGUCACUUCACAGGACACACACCUUGUUCCUCAAAAGACAAUUGAUACAGGAUUAAGUGAGUUUGUUAGACAUUCUGACGUUGAUCAGCUUGUCAACUCACUACAGCAGUAUACUAGUAACAGUACCUCUGGGCUGGAAUCAGUCAUGGAUUUCUCUACCAACAAUGUCCAGAGCACAAUCCAACUUGAUCCAGUAGUGUCAAUGAGCGAUGAUUCAGGAUCGGAGCUCAUUGCCAGCAUUAUUGGCUUUCAGUCUUUCACUCAAAAUAGUGCUGUUACGUCAGUUGCAUCUGAUACUACUGGGAAGACUGAUAAACCAUCUGAUAUGCCGACACAAAACAUGAACUCACCAAUAGCUGGUUCCUCUUCGUUUUCCUUCUCUACUCCAUCUUUCCACAACAUUCUUAGUUCAUCGAGUAAUGAGACAAUUAUGUCAGUCACCACAACUACAGCACCGUCAAACUUGUUCUUCAACACAGGACCAGAAAAUUCCAGUGAUGGUUUCAAUAGCAAUGGCUCUGGGAAUCUUUUCACAUCACCACCUUUAUCGAUGAUUUCUUCACCAACACCUGAACAACAGUGGCUUAAUGGAGAGGUGCCAGAUAUUUCACUAGGCAGCUUUCUUGCAGUGUYGCCUGAGAAAGAAUCCAAGUUUGGGUUUGAAACUCCUGGUGCAGCCAUGUUUUCCAGCAAAGAUACAUCAUCACAAGAUUCUUUGUUUGGGUCGAAAUCAGUCUUAGAGACUUCACAGGCAGAGAGGGCACUCCAAGCAAUCAUGGAUGAGAACAGUGUUGAUUUUGUCAAGAAAUUUGAAGACCUUACAAAACAAAUAUCAAACACAGAUAAGCCCUUGGUUUCUCUUGGGGAAAACAGUUCUGAUAGCAGUAAUAGCUCAAGUGGGAUGCUCUUCUUCAAAAAUAUAUUGGAAACUGAGACGUGACAAGAAAAAUGCUCCAAGAUUUGUAGAAAUAUGUAUAUUAGAGAAAAGACAUGUAAGGAUAUUGAGGGUGUAAAUGCACAGUAGUGUCUCAAAUUCCAAGAAGGAAAGCAAACAGCAGCAUGGUUCUGGCUUAAUAAUUAUCAAUAGAUAGCAGCUUGAUAUCUCACUGCCAACACUCUGCAAUCUAUAAACGAUGGCUCUUAACUCCAUUGAUUCUACUCCAUUGAUUGAAGUUGCUAUAGAAACAGUAGAGCACAGUAGUAAAUGCAGGUCUUGGCAUCAAGUUUUUGAACGAAGUACCAUGCUAUAAAUGAGCUAUUUUGCUUAACUCUUAAAUAAUUCCCAUGUGACACUUAUCAUGCAUACUCCCUCUGUAUAUUGCCUAUUAUUUCCAUGAAUAGUUAAAAUAUAAUCUGGACACCAACUUUAACUUUACACAGAAAACUGUCAAUCAACGCACAAAGGUGAGAUCAAUCAAUAUAAAUACGUCCCCAUAAAGUAGUAUUUUAUUUAGCCUUAAGCUUGUUCAGUGCAUUUUACAUUUCUUUUGACCAGCGAAUUCCAAAGUUCAUUCUGAAGGUUCAUCUUUAACUAGUUUCUUAGUGACCUUUAAACUUGGUUCUAGAAUAAAUUCAGAAAUAUGUUGGAACUGAAGUUUGCAUGUUAUCUCACAAUGAGCUGUAAUGCAAAAAAAAGCAAUAGUCCAAUACUCCAAUUUAUAGUUCCAUUCCAUGACCACAAAUAAUAGUUCCAAGAUAAAAGAUAAAAACUAUAGUUUUGCUAUGCGUGGAACCCCAACCUCGACUUGAAACUAUCAUUCAUGGUUACUGAACAGAACUGUAAAAUGGAGUAUUUGCAUUUCUUUGCGCUAUCUCGAAAAGUAACCAUGCCUGUGCAUUAAAGCAAGAAUGGCAGUGACCUUGCGAUGAUAGAGACAUGAAUAAUCUUUCAAGGUAUUAAAAAAGGUCUCUAUAAUUGCAAGGUCAGUGUUGUUCUUUCUUUGAUGGACAGGCACAGUUACCUAUCAAGAAAGUGCUAGGAACUGUGAAAAGAACUAUUCUUUCAUGGAGAGUUCAGAAUUUAAUUCCAAUGAAUUUCUUGUUAGCUCGAUGGAAGUUGACUUUGGAAUAUUUGGACGAACUUUGGAAUCCAAAAGUCAUUCAUAACACCCUGUAAUUAAGGAAUAUUAUUGAAGAUUUUAUAAUCAUGAUGGUUAUUCUUGAAUUUAAUUAAUUCAAAACUGUUGAAUGUUUGUGUUUCAUGAACCUUAGAGAAGUUCUAAAACUCAAAAUUGUUAUUACUGUGAGUAGGUUUUUUAGCCACAACUGAACAGCUGUACAAAGAAAGAUAACGUUAGCUUUAAAGUUUAUGAAGGGAACAUUUCCCUCUAUGUUCUGGUUUUACAUUUGUCAAAAUGUCCUGUGUUCUGUCUGCAUUUGUAGAGAUUAUAUUAUUAUAUCAUUAAAUAAUGACAGUAUCCUUUUAA